CUUUUUUUCUAAUUUUACGAUGAUUAUCCCCUUUUAUUCGCUAUUCAGUCUUUUAAUUCCUACGAGAAAUCGGAAAGAGUUUUAAUUGAACUGUACAAACAAAAGGGGAAGCAUAAUCUUAUAUUAAUUGAGCAGCAUCUUGUAUUCUUUGUUGAGAGAGAGAGACAGUUAAAUACAUCAUCACCCUUUUGACAUUUUUUUUCUCCGAAUUUCCUCAACCGGCAAAGAAACUUUUCUCUGGAUUUCUCCAUUGGUUUCCCAUUGAAACACAUUAGUUUUUGUUUAAACCCUUUUUAGAUUAAGCAUUUCUUCUCUGACUAGAACAUUCUUCAAGUAGAUUGCAGAUUUCAAUAGAUUAUUGUUUAGGUUUCUUGGGAAGAAUUGCAGUUGAUCAUCUCUUUGCUGCUGAAUUCAAUUUUUUGUUCAAUUAAAUUUAUUAAGUCAGAACUGAUUGGGAAAGGGAGUGGGAAAAAAAAAAAAAAACUUUUCCCAUCCCUUGAAGAAUAAUCCAAUAUUUGGUUUGUGGGUGCCAUCAAAAUCGAACCUUUGACCAAGAAAAGGAGUGAUUUCUUUCAUUUGGGAGAAGGGUUUUGUGAAAAAUUGAAUCUUUUUUCUUUUAAUUUUUCCACCAUGACUAAGAAUCCAGUGUCUCUUGAUAAAUGGAGGGAUUAUUUCACCACUGCAAAUUCCGAUAUUUUCAGCAUAAUCGAGCAUGCAAUCAUGGUUGCUGCUUCGGAUUUCCCUUAUGAUUUCAAGCUGAAGAGGGAUCGGAUAGCUGAGAGGCUGUUCACGUGUAGAAUGACAAAGUGCUUAGGUUGCAACAGAGCUGAAGUGUGUGUUGGAUAUGAUGAUUGUCUGAAGGAAACUGGUGGUGAUGGUAAAGAUUCGAAAGGGAACAAAGUGAGUAGAGAAGAAGAAGAAGAUGGUGAUGAUCACAGAGAGGUGAUGGAGAUGAAUGCUGAAAAUCGGGCUCGUGAUCAAGAUUAUGAUGAUGCUGAGGCACUGACUGAUGAGAUUGAGGAGGAAUCUCAGUUGCUUGAAGAGGUUGCAAGGAUCAAAGAGGUUCUUGAUGAGAGAGAAGGAAAGUCUGAUGAGGUGCUGUUUGAAUCACUGAGGCGGCUUCAGUUGAUGCCGUUGUCUGUGGAGAUUCUCAAGGCAACAGAGAUUGGGAAAUCUGUUAAUGCUCUGCGGAAGCAUGGAUCGAAGGAAAUCCGGGAUCUUGUUAGGCGACUAGUUGAGGACUGGAAACUCAUGGUUGACGCGUGGGUUAAUGCUACGACAGCCAUUGCAGGUGCAGAUUGUACGACUGAGUCUGCAAAAACAUCUGGUGUUGAAGAAGAGGAGGAAGAAGAAGGGCUUCCGUCUCCUCCUCUGGACGAAGGAGCUUUUCUCGCGACUCCUACAUCAAUGGAGUGGUCGCAGUUCUUUGACGGCAUGGAUGAUGAUGGAAAUCUUCAAAACUGUGGGGAAUUCAACAAGAACCCAAAAAAUGGCAGAACGCGGAUACCUGAAAGAUCAGACAUUCCCACACAGAAAUCCGAGAGUCCGAACGAUUCAAGAACUCCUCCGAAGGACUUGAAGGCUGGAAAUCGGAGGAAUAAAGAAUCUACGACGAAGAAAGAAUCUCCUCCCUGCAAACCAAACACACCAGCCAGACCAAAGCCUCCCAGCAAUGAGACGGGCACUAGGAGACCAAAUCCAACUGCGCAACCAAAUGGUAACUACAUCUUUAAGGCCCACCAAAAUGGCACAAUUCAGAAGAAACCAUCUCCUCAACAAGAGAAGACGAAUCGUGUCAACGAGGCUUCACAUAAGAUGAAACUAGAGGUUGCUAAGAGGAAACUUCACGAGCGCUAUCAAGAAGCUGAAAACGCCAAGAAGCAGAGAACGAUACAAGUAGUCGAGCUGUGCGACCUCCCAAAGCAGAAUCUUGCUCGAGGGAACCAGCAUACGAGACCGGGCAACCACCACAGGCAAUGGGCGCAGGGCCGGUGGUAACUUUCAUUAUUCAUAACCCUAGCUAAUUCUAAUAAUCUUGAGUUUCCCCCUCCACCCUAACCGUGGUGGUGGAGUGGUGGAGUGGAGUAGUGUCGCUAAUCUCCCGGUUACUCAAGCGUCGAACGUCUUGGGAAACGAGAAUCCUGAGUGAUAGAUCGGACUUUUUUUCGCCCGUACCGUCUAAAUCAGUCAAUGUAGCAUAGAAACAUUGUAGUUGAUAAUUUAUAAGUGCAUAUCAAUGUGCUUGCUUUGGAACACCACAUUAUGGCCUCCUUUUAGAUUGUCACAUUCUUGAUAUAUUCCUUUGCAUUGUUUGUAAAGGAUUGGAAGGGAUUUAUUUAUUUUUGCACAUAAAAUUAGUACAGUUGACUAAA
This is a messenger RNA of Salvia miltiorrhiza (redroot sage), 2372 nucleotides long. Its product is annotated as probable mediator of RNA polymerase II transcription subunit 26b. Gene Ontology annotation, cellular component: nucleus. The transcript is spliced from 9 exons. The record is from RefSeq and is a predicted model, not a curated record. Lineage: Eukaryota; Viridiplantae; Streptophyta; Magnoliopsida; Lamiales; Lamiaceae. Bases 631 to 1998 code for a protein of 455 amino acids.